UCAUCCGCAACAACAUCUGGUGAUGGGCGGCUCAAGGCCCUCUUCCACGGGACAUUUAACGCCAACGCAAGGAGCAACAAAUUUUGCACUUCCGCCGCUGACAGCAAAAUGGCCAGUAAGCCGAAAUUCAGCUUUGAAAGUCAGCCACAGGUGACCAUCGACGAUGUGGACGACAAUGACGAGGACCGGAUUGCUGCAAGCUUCGCCGGACGAACACUCUUCAUAACAGGCGGCACUGGCUUCCUUGGCAAAGUGCUGGUGGAGAAAUUACUCAGGUCCUGCGGUCAGUUGAAGAAGAUCUACUUGUUAAUUCGGCCAAAGAAGGGUAAAAAUCCCCAAGAGCGUAUAAAGGACAUUUUCAGUAAUGUGCUAUUCGACAUGGUUAAACAACAACGCGGCGAGUCACUAAUUCUUAGUCUUGUGGAGGCCAUAGAAGGGGAUGUUCUGCUGCCGGGUUUGGGUAUUUCAGAAGAAAAUUUGCACAAAUUACGCAAGGAAGUUUCCAUCGUCUAUCAUUGUGCGGCGACCAUACGUUUUGACGAGCCCUUACGCAAAGCAGUUUUCAUGAAUACACGCGGUACACACUACAUGCUACAACUGGCGGCCACACUCAAGCAUCUAGACUUAAUUGCUUACGUCUCCACGGCUUAUUGUCAUCUACAUAUUAAGACACUCUACGAGAAACCCUACGAUCCACCAGCAAAUCCUCACCAUGUCAUGCAAGCUUGCGAGUGGCUCAGCGAUGACGAAGUGUCUACAAUCGAGAAGAAAAUCUUAGGUGACAUACCCAACACUUAUGCCUACACCAAAUCGCUAGCCGAAGCGCUGGUCGUGGAGAAGUUCAAUGAAUUACCCGCUGUCAUACUGCGGCCCUCCAUUGUCAUACCGAUCUGGAAGGAGCCGCUACCCGGUUGGACAGACAAUAUUAAUGGACCAACCGGCUUGCUAAUUGGCGCCGGUAAAGGUGUCAUACGCACGAUGUACUGCAACUCUUCGGGUUAUGGCGACUUUUUGCCCGUGGAUAUUGCUGUGAAUGGCAUGCUCGUGGCUAGUUGGCGUUUCCUAACAACCACUGAUCGCAGUAAAGUUAAUCGUGUUUCGCAUAUGACCAGUUCGAAUGAUAUUAAAGUGUCGUGGAAUGAGAUUAUCGAAUGCGGUCGUUGGGUUAUUGAGAAUAAGAUACCGUUGAAUGGUGUGGCCUGGUAUCCGGGUGGUUCCAUGAAGUCCAACUAUUAUUUACAUGUCGUGUGUAUGGUGCUCUUCCAUUGGAUACCGGCGUUGUUCGUGGAUGCGCUAUUGAUACUGUUGCGAUAUCCGCCAGUUCUUUGUCGUGUGCAGAAACGCAUCAAUAACGGUUUCCAGGUAUUCGAAUACUAUGCGAAUAAGAUUUGGAACUUCGAUAAUACCGAAGUGGUUAACAUACGUGCGUUGAUGAAUAAAAAGGAACGUCUCACCUAUGUUAUAGAGAAGAUCGACGUGGAUCUGGUUGAUUAUUUCACGCAGUGUGUGCUCUGUGCGCGUCGUCUGAUACUAAAGGAGAGCGAUGAUACCAUACCUGCUGCUAGGAAGCAUAUGAAGAUCAUGUGGUGCGUGGAUAAGCUCGUGAAAGGCCUGUGGAUAGCAUUGUUUGGUUAUUUAUUAUAUCGUUACGUGUUUGCCGGUUAUUUUAAUAACAUUACGACAUUAGCUCAACCGCUGGAAACAUUUUAGUAUGUUUAUAUUUUUUUAAUAAAAAUAAUAAUUGUUUUAUUUUUGUUUAUAUUAAGUAAAUUAUAGCUUAAGUUGUAUACCAAAUAACUAUAUAAUUUGUUGAAUAUAUGUAUACGAAUACAUAUCUAAACAUAAUUUUAAUAUAUGUACAUAAUGGGAUUGAAAUGUAAGUUUUUAGCUUAAGUUUGGACCCACAAAUAAUUAUGAAAUAGUACUACAAUUGCCUGUUUUUUAAUAAAUGGAGAACAUAUUGUUAUUUAUUUAUUUUCGGCACUACAAAUUUACGAUAUCUGCAGUUUUUAAAGCAAAUAAAUUAUUUAUUGUUCUUUCCUCAAUUUAUUUUAACUUUGCCGACCUGACUGUACAGUACGAAUAAGAAAAUAAGCAAACAAAAUAAAUAACUACAUGCUGUACUAAAAAUUAUUGGCAUUAAAAUAAUUUCACGUGAACUACCCUGUGUCACUAAUGUUUGUUGAGGCGUAUUAUAUAUUGGUGAAAAUCGCUGUCAAUUGGCAAUGCACUAAAAAUCAACAAUGUACACAUAAUAUUACCCAGUUUUAAUAAAAUAUGACUGUUGCCACAUAAUUUUGAACAAAAAA
This is a messenger RNA of Bactrocera oleae (olive fruit fly), 2309 nucleotides long. Its product is annotated as putative fatty acyl-CoA reductase CG5065. The record is from RefSeq and is a predicted model, not a curated record. Gene Ontology annotation, biological process: long-chain fatty-acyl-CoA metabolic process. Gene Ontology annotation, molecular function: alcohol-forming very long-chain fatty acyl-CoA reductase (NADP+) activity. Gene Ontology annotation, cellular component: peroxisome. NCBI's taxonomy places the organism in Eukaryota, Metazoa, Arthropoda, Insecta, Diptera, Tephritidae.